Molecule: messenger RNA, 8068 nt
Organism: Drosophila eugracilis
Lineage: Eukaryota; Metazoa; Arthropoda; Insecta; Diptera; Drosophilidae
Gene: l(3)80Fj
Product: eIF-2-alpha kinase activator GCN1
Exons: 4
Coding region: 92-7981 (2629 amino acids)
Biological process (GO): regulation of translation; cellular response to amino acid starvation
Cellular component (GO): cytosol
Molecular function (GO): protein binding; protein kinase regulator activity
Source: RefSeq, a predicted model, not a curated record
UAAACACUUUUACACGUUUCUUUGACUAACUUAUGAAUUUUCCGCAAAACUGUUGCAAUCUAUAGUUUUCAUCAUACACGUUUUGUAAAAAAUGGUGGACGAACAGUUAUCCGGCGCUUUGCGAGAUUUACCUGGCAGAGUUCUAAACGCGUCUAUUGAGGAACGAGCCCUUAUUUUUCGAAAUGUAUCGUCUGUUUUAAAAAAUCCCGGUAUAAAUUCAACAAUAAUUCGAGGCAUAUGUAAGGUUAUUGGAACUACGAUAACCAAAUAUAAGGAUUUUGCAUCGCAACGAAUAGUUAGAGAACUUAUAGUUGACCUUGCAACUAUACAUCACGACUUAACAAUCGAGCACAUGUUAAAUGUCUUCAAAAGUCUUUUAUUUAAAGAAUUCUCAAAUCUUUCCGGCCAAAAAUCUUGCAAAUCUGCAAUAAUAGCAUUGGGAUGGAUAACUUUGAUACAGAAAAAGGCAGACCGCGAUUCUAAUAUCUUUAAAACAGAAAAAAAAAAAAUUGUUGAAUACCAGUCUUUAUUUUAUCAAAUAACUUUAUUUUCUUCAAACCAAAGAAUUACAGACGCAAGAACAAAAAUUAUGUAUGAGUUAUGGGAUAAUACUGACAUAUUUGAUGAAACGUUAAACAUAAUGUUUCAAAUGGAAGCAACUAGCAAUGUUACUAUUAUGUUCAUGGUUAUGAUUCAAUUUGAAGCUAAAAAGAAGAAAUCGGUGAUAUUAAAUAAUUAUACGGAAGAGCUAUCAAAAUACUUCGUAAAUAGUAUGGUUUCGUGCAAAAACAAACCUGACAAGUUAUUUAUUACAAUAUGCCGUCCAUUAUUGGAAUCACUAACUGAAUCUGAAUUUGAUUCUUAUAUAUAUCCGUCAUUACAAAGGUCGAUAUUACGAAGUCCGGAAAACACCCUUGAAAGUAUUGGAUUGAUUUUUGAUAUGUUGAACUUUGAUUGCAGUUCUUAUGCUAAACAAGUUGGAAAUGUCCUUAUAAAAAAUUUAUACAGUAAAGGAGACACCGCACGGCGAGAGUCACUUGAUUCCUUAAAACUCUUAUCAACAAAAUGUUCUGACUGGAUAGUUGUAAAAGAAUUAUUGGAGCAUAUUUUCUCGGUGUUAAAUGGAUCCGACGGCAAAAUUAAUGUGGUUGAAUAUAGACUAAAUAUUUUACAGGGUGCUGGCUAUUUAAGCUUUAACAACAUAGAUGAGGACCAUUUGGAAGAAAUUUUAAAAGAAGCUGUUACCUUAUUUAGGAAAGCGCUGGAGAAUGAGGCACAGGAAAAAGUAAUUUGCUGCACUUUGGAUAUGUUUGCUUUAUGGACUCAAAAAUUUAAAAAAGAGUUGCCAAUUUUGAUUAUUAAUAUUUUUAAAGCUGGCGUUCAGCUGAAAAGUACUAAUCAAACAAUACGUCAAAGUUAUCUCGAAUGGCUUCUUUUAUCAAUACAAAAUACCGAGAUUAAUAACCAUGAUGGAAUUAUACCAGAUCUUAUGUUAUUUUAUACUAAAGCAUUGCAAAACUCUUCCCAAUUAUGUAAUUUAUCUGAAGCUGCUUGCAUUGCCUGUAUAAUGCUUAUUUUAGAAGAGCCAUCUGAAAAGUAUAGUUUUUUUUGGUCCACACUAUUUGAUAUGAACAAAAAAUAUUUUUUUAAUGAAAAGUUUACUGCUGUAGCUCCGACCGAGACAUUAUGCAAUAUAUCACUGAUGACGAGAAUAUUGCUUAAUUCGUAUCCAGACAAAAUUAAAGGAGAACUAGAACCUUUAGUUCGAACGUUAGUUUAUAAUUUAUGUAGCAAUUCACUAAAAGUUAGAACUCAUACUAUUGGUGAGGUCAAAAAAAUAAUACGUGCAUCAAGCGAAAUAGAAUUUGUUAAGUUGGCUUUACGUGAAUUUGGAGAUCGAAUUAAUUUAGUCAACAUUCAAAAUGACGGGGAGUCCUCCAUUGAUCAGUUUGGAACACCGACUCAAGCUUAUGUAGACGCACUUUUGGCUUUAACCAGUUUAAAACCUAUUAAUCGUAACGAAUCUGAAGAGGUUGUUAUGGAUUUAUUGCUCAUAGCACAUCAUCCGGCAAUUGUGUUGAAUGAACCAUAUUUUUGGGAAACAACAAUAGAGAAUAUAUUCAAUUUUAAUGCAAAACAUUACAUAUUAGAUAAAAAAAAUGAAAUAGUUAUUAAAUACGUUGAUAAUUUCAAAGCGAAUACGCAAUACGAGAAUACCAUAUCAGCAUUGGUUCGCAUUUGCCCCAAUCCUAUUGUCCCAACAGUAAUAAAUCACUUAAAAACCUAUCUGUGUAACUCAGCGAAUUAUCAUGCUUCCAAUGAGGACUAUUUGACAUUUUUGACACCAGAAGGAGAAUUAUACGAUAAAAGUGUAAUACCUCACAUAGAAUCACAAUAUGAAACAGUUCGUCUUAAAAGGGAAAAUAAAGUUUACAGCUACAAGGAGCAGUUAGAAGAGAUUCAACUUCGCCGUGAAAUUGACGAAAAGAGAGAAAAAGAGGGAAAGCUAAAAACUAUAAAGUAUACUCAAAAGCAAGAAGAACAAAUUAAAAAUCAAAUGGAAAAAGAACUUCGAGUAAAAAUGCGGAUCCAACAGCUUUAUGAAAAACUAAUAAGUAAAAUUAGUUUACUGAAGGCAGCAUGUUCUGGAAAUGGUGAACAAAUCGCUCAACAUUUUCAUACUUUGUUAAACGAUAUUUUGCAAGCUUCAAAAAGUCCUCUAUGUGCAGAGCUUCUUAAAAAUCUUUAUAUAUUUCUGCAUACCUUGUGCUUUACUUUUCACCCAAACCUUGGACGUAAAAUUGCAGUAGCAACAAUUAAGCUUCAAAACCCAUCUUGCAUUUUAGAAGAGGAGUAUGAAACCUUAAAUAUAAAAAAGGUCAUUAAUGAUGUUAUAUUCGACCUUGAGAAUUGUAUUAAAUCGAACUUACUUGACUCGUCAUCAUUUUCAUAUGCGUUUGAGUUCCUAAAGCGUGCACUCUUAUUGUUAAACAAUGACUUGAAUAUUGAACUUAUUUUGAAAUGCAUACAUAUAAUAUCUAUGCAUACAAUGGAUAACUGUAAUCCUAAUUAUAUGCCAAGAUUUGGUAUGUUUGAAAUUUUGUUACAUAUUUUUAAAAGCAACCAGAAUCUGGUAGCGCAAUCUUCUGUUGCUAUCUUAGAAGUUGCCAAAUUUUCAAACGGUGGUGUUUUCUGUUCUCAUCCAGAUAAUGAGAUUAUAUAUUUAUUUCUACAAGCCUUGUAUUGUAGUAAUGCCGCUGUAAGAAAAGUAGCCCUACAAUCCUUGAAAAUAAUGCUAGAUGGAAUUGUAAAUCACAUUAAAGGUGAUAAAAGUCUUGAAAAACUAAUUGCAAUCCAAUUUUGGAUAGUAAAGUAUGAUACAGAGGAAGAAAAUAGAGAACUGGCCAGUUUUAUUUGGAAUAAUGCAGACUUGCCUUUACCUGGAUAUGACGAUAUAAUUUAUAAUGUCACACACUCUGAGCUAUGCAUUCAAAAAUCAGCUUCAGAAUCUUUGAUUCCACUUUUGAAUGGCGAUGAGACACUUAUAAAGUGCGUAAUAAAGAAAUUGCUUUCUAUUUACAAUGAGCAAUUGUCACUAAUACCCCCCGUAUUGGAUCAAUUCGAUCGUGAAAUUGAGCCCGCUACCGAUCAAUGGAAGCCCCGAAGAGGUGUUGCUAUUGCAUUCUCCACUAUAGCUUCAUUAUUAUCUAUUGAGGAUAUAAAGGUAGUUGUGAAUUUUAUGGUGUCACAAGGACUUGGGGACAGAGAAGAUAUCGUACACAAAGAAAUGUUGGCAGCCGCUUUAAAGAUAGUUGAUUUACACGGAAAUAAAACUAUAUCAAUUUUGUUACCUGUGCUUGAAGACUUUCUCGAUAAAGCGCCAAAGUCUCAAUGUUAUGACACCAUUCGUCAAGCUGUUGUUAUUCUUAUGGGCUCGUUAGCACGGCAUUUGGAAAAGGAUGACAAGCGAAUAGAUCCAAUUGUCAAACGGUUAUUAACAGCACUGUCUACUCCUUCACAACAAGUUCAGGAAGCGGUAUCGAACUGUUUACCUUAUCUUAUGCCAUCCGUAAAAGAUGAGGCCCCUGCAAUGAUAAAAAAAUUGUUACACUCUUUGGCAAAGUCCGACAAAUAUGGAGAGAGACGUGGAGCGGCUUAUGGUAUUGCCGGGAUAGUUAAAGGCCUUGGUAUUUUAUCAUUAAAGCAACUAGACAUUAUGUCAAAACUAACAAGUUACAUUCAAGAAAAAAAAAAUUAUAGGUCCAGAGAAGGAGCAUUGUUUGCUUUUGAAGUUCUUUGUACUACACUUGGUCGUUUAUUUGAACCAUAUAUAGUACAUGUAUUGCCCCAUUUGUUACAAUGUUUUGGUGAUUCCUCCCAAUAUGUAAGACAAGCAGCCGAUGAUACUGCUAAAGUAGUUAUGGGAAAACUUUCGGCACAUGGCGUUAAACUAGUGCUUCCGUCUCUGUUAGAAGCUCUUGACGAAGAUUCAUGGAGAACAAAAACCGCAUCAGUAGAAUUAUUAGGUGCUAUGGCAUUUUGUGCACCUAAGCAACUUUCGUCUUGUCUUCCCAGUAUAGUUCCAAAACUAAUUGAAGUUUUGGGAGAUUCUCACACUAAAGUUCAUGAAUCAGGUGCAGAGGCUCUUAAAGUAAUAGGAUCCGUUAUUAAAAAUCCUGAAAUUCAAGCUAUUGUUCCCGUACUUUUAGAUGCAUUAGAGGAUCCAUCUAACAAUACUUCAACUUGUCUGCAAAGUUUACUGAAAACAAAAUUUAUUCACUUUAUUGAUGCUCCGUCAUUAGCCUUAAUAAUGCCAGUGGUACAACGUGCCUUUAUGGAUAGAUCAACAGAAACUAGAAAAAUGGCGGCGCAAAUAAUUGGAAAUAUGUAUUCUCUUACUGACCAAAAAGAUCUUUCGCCGUAUUUGCCCAGCAUUAUUCCUGGCCUAAAAUCAUCCUUAUUAGAUCCAGUCCCUGAAGUGCGAGCUGUAUCGGCUCGAGCCCUUGGUGCAAUGGUAAAAGGUAUGGGAGAAAGUUCAUUUGAAAACUUAUUACCGUGGCUAAUGGAAACUUUAACAUCGGAGUCAAGCAGUGUGGAUCGCAGUGGAGCAGCGCAAGGUCUCUCCGAGGUAGUUGCAGGACUUGGUGUCGAGAAGAUGCAUAAACUAAUGCCUGAAAUAAUUCUGACUGCAGAACGAGUAGAUAUAGCUCCACAUGUGAAAGAUGGGUAUAUUAUGAUGUUUAUAUACAUGCCUGGAGCGUUUCCAGAAGAAUUUACACCAUAUAUUGGGCAAAUAAUCAAUCCGAUACUGAAAGCCUUAGCAGAUGAAAGCGAAUAUGUUCGUGAUACUGCUUUAAAGGCUGGUCAGCGAAUUGUUAAUUUAUAUGCAGAAACUGCGGUUGCAAUUUUACUUCCAGAGCUUGAAAAGGGACUUUUUGAUGAUAAUUGGCGGAUUCGGUAUAGUUCAGUUCAAUUACUAGGAGACUUAUUAUAUCGUAUAUCUGGCGUAUCUGGGAAAAUGACAACAGAAACAGCAAGUGAGGAUGACAAUUUUGGUACGGAACAUUCACAUACAGCUAUUAUUCGCUUUUUAGGCGAUGAACGUAGAAAUCGGGUAUUGUCAGGUCUUUAUAUGGGAAGAAGUGACGUUUCAUUAAUGGUCCGUCAAUCUGCUUUGCAUGUUUGGAAAGUGGUUGUGACAAAUACUCCACGGACUCUACGCGAGAUUCUUCCAACGUUGUUUGGUUUAUUGCUUGGAUGCCUGGCAAGCACUAGUUAUGACAAAAGACAAGUAGCUGCGCGUACUUUGGGGGAUCUGGUAAGAAAACUAGGAGAAAGAGUUUUACCUGAAAUCAUUCCUAUCCUUGAAAAUGGCUUAAACUCUGAUCAUCCUGAUCAACGCCAAGGAGUCUGUAUAGGCUUGUCAGAAAUAAUGGGUUCUACGUCAAAAGAAAUGGUACUUUCAUUUGUAAACAGUCUGGUCCCAACAGUACGUAAGGCGUUAUGCGAUCCCUUGCCCGAAGUUCGAGUAGCAGCAGCAAAAACAUUUGAGUCCUUACAUAGCACAGUAGGCUCUCGAGCAUUAGAUGACAUUUUACCAUUUAUGCUAGAAGGUCUCUCCGAUCCGGAUCCCUUUGUUGCUGAAAAUACUUUAGAUGGACUUCGACAGGUAAUGUCGAUUAAAUCAAGGGUAGUAUUGCCAUACCUUGUGCCUCAAUUAACUUCCCCGCCAGUGAAUACAAAAGCGUUGUCUAUUCUCGUAUCUGUCGCUGGUGAAGCGUUAACGAAAUAUUUGCCAAAAAUACUAUCUGCUUUAUUGGAAGCCCUAUCAGGAGCUUAUGGAUCUCCGAAUGAAAUGCAAGAAAUAGAUUAUUGUCAAACUGUUAUAUUGUCAGUAACAGAUGAAACUGGAAUAAGAACUAUAAUGGAUACAUUACUUAUUUCAGCAAAUUCCUCUGAGCUAUGCACUCGAAAGUCCUCAGCAAGCCUAUUAUCGGCAUUUUGUAUUCAUUCACCAGGAAAUUACUGUCAAUACAUUCCUCAACUUUUACGAUGCCUUCUUAAGCUGUUGGCUGAUAACGAUAAAGAUAUAUUACAGAAAUCUUGGGAAGCUCUCAAUGCAGUAAUUAAAGGCCUGAAUGCCGCUCAGCAAAUAUCUCACGUGUCUGAUGUCCGCCAAGCAGUAAGAUUUGCAGCAAGUGAACUUAAAGAAACUGAGCUUCCAGGUUUUUGUUUGCCAAAGGGAAUAACCCCACUGUUACCCGUAUUUCGCGAAGCUAUUUUAAAUGGAUUGCCUGAUGAAAAAGAAAAUGCAGCACAGGGACUAGGUGAAGUUAUAUUCCUAACUAACGCACAAUCAUUGCAGCCUUCUGUUGUACAAAUAACAGGUCCGUUAAUUCGAAUAUUGGGAGACCGUUUUAAUGCAGCGGUUAAAGCCGCUGUAUUGGAAACAUUAUCAAUUUUACUAAAUAAAGUUGGUAUUCUAUUGAAACAGUUCCUACCACAACUUCAGACUACAUUUCUUAAAGCACUGCAUGAUCUAAACCGAAACGUUAGAAUGAAAGCUGGGAAAGCUCUAUCCGAGUUAGUUGCAAUUCACUCUAGAGCAGAUCCAUUAUUUAAUGAAAUUCACAAUGGAAUUAAAAACUCAGAUGAUUCUUCUGUAAGAGAAACAAUGCUCCAUGCCCUUCGCAGUAUUGUAAGUCGAUCUGGGCAUAAAAUGUCUGAACCAAUAAAAAAACAAAUUUAUAUCACUUUAUUAAGUAUGAUCGGUCAUCAAGAAGAUAUCACCAGAAACGCGGUUGGGGGAUGUUUAGGGGCGAUAUUAAAGUACACAGACCCUGGGCAAGUCGAUGAUUUAUUUAAUAAUUUAAUACUGACGGAGCGUAUAGAUGAUAUUUUAGUAAAACAUGGGCAUUCAAUAGUUUUAUUUGUAGCCUUAAAGGAGUGUCCCAAAGCAGUACUUACUUCAAAUCUGGAAGAAAAGAUUAAAUCUUAUGUUUUGUCUCAUAUUUUAUCAGAUAAAGCCCCUAUUUCCUGCAACGCAAUAAGAGCUGCCACUUAUCUUUUGGAACAUUAUAUUGUUAAUAACUGCGAACUGCCUGUUAAUAUUAUAAGUGCGCUAGCUAGAGCUAUGAAUCAUUCUAAUAACGAUGUUAAACAGUUGGUCGCUAAAAGUUGUACCCACCUGUCUAAAUCUUUGACAGAUGAUCAAAUUAACCUUGAUGUUUUAAAAUAUUUGGUCCCUAUGCUAGUAAACGGAACUAAGGAAAAGAAUGGAUAUGUAAAAUCAAAUUCUGAACUAGCACUAAUUUCAAUUUUAAGGUUAAGAACUGACGACUCUACAUUAUCAAAAAUUUCAAACCUCCUAGAACCGGGCGCUAGGGAAUCUUUAAAUGAAGUAGUAACUAAAGUUUUAAAACGUGCCACUUCGCAGUUAAGUAUCAAAGAGGAAGAAUUGGAUGAUACAUUGCAAACAUAAUAUUAAUAAUGUAAUUUGUUUUAUAUAUAUCACAUGUUAUUGUAAUUCAAUAGAUUUUUUUGUAAAUAAAGGAUUUUAUAAAUUGGA